Molecule: messenger RNA, 866 nt
Organism: Prosopis cineraria
Lineage: Eukaryota; Viridiplantae; Streptophyta; Magnoliopsida; Fabales; Fabaceae
Product: disease resistance response protein 206-like
Exons: 1
Coding region: 55-612 (185 amino acids)
Source: RefSeq, a predicted model, not a curated record
UUGGCGUUGCACUCUUUCUUCGUUCCGUUCUCAAGAACUCGAAGUCGCCCAGCAAUGGCAGCCAAAGCUUCCUUUCUCAUCAUCUUCCUCGUGCUGCUUUCUCUGUGUUCGGCUUUCCCUAGUAAUUACAGGAAGCAAUACAAACCAUGCAAAAACCUGAUACUAUACUUUCACGACAUUAUUUACAACGGAGAGAAUGCUGGUAAUGCCACGUCUGCAAUUGUAGCAGCUCCAGAUGGUUCUAACUUAACCAAAUUAGCAGGUCAAUUCCACUUUGGGAACAUCGCAGUCUUCGAUGACCCCAUCACGCUCGAUAAUAACCUUCACUCCAAACCUGUUGGGAGGGCACAGGGAUUUUACAUUUACGAUACCAAGAACACUUACACCGCUUGGCUCGGAUUCACGUUCGUGCUCAACAGCACAGAUCAUCAAGGCACGAUCAACUUCGCUGGAGCUGACCCCAUUUUGCAGAAAUCCAGAGAUGUCUCAGUAAUUGGUGGCACCGGAGAUUUCUUCAUGCACCGCGGAGUUGCCACCAUCGUCACCGAUGCUUUUGAAGGCGAAGUUUAUUUCAGGCUGCGUGUAGACAUUAAGUUCUAUGAGUGUUGGUGAUGAACAAAUUAGUAGACAAGUAUGCGUCGAUCGAGUAACUAAGAUAUAAACAUAUACACAGUUGAGACUCGAGUGUUGCGCCAAUUCGUUGAGUGCGGUCUACAUAUGAUGACGAGGGAAACAACAGAUUGUUAACGUGGAAGUUCUAUAGUUAGUUCAGAAGUUUCACCUCACGCAUGGCUCAUGUAUCAAAAGUAAGCUUCUUGUGUCUUUAAUAUUAUAUUGUUUCAAUUAAAGUCAUUUUCUGCUUCCAA